Molecule: messenger RNA, 156 nt
Organism: Dovyalis caffra
Lineage: Eukaryota; Viridiplantae; Streptophyta; Magnoliopsida; Malpighiales; Salicaceae
Source: the annotation of a GenBank genome assembly
AUGGAAAAAUUAGAAGAGGUCUGCUGGUCAUCGGGGAUCAUGAGAUUCCGUCUUGGUGGCUCCAGGAAAACCCAGCAGUUCUACACCGAGAGGGGCCUUGUGGAAUCUUUCUCAACAGACCAAAACGAGAGUUUUGGUAGCUUUCGGGCCAACUAA